GUGUGUGUGCCGUUUCGGAGGACAAGCCUGUGGAAGUGCCUGGAUACACACAACAUGACUAUUUUCAACCAGGAAAAUGUUGAGGAAUUUUAUGAAAUCGGAGACGAGCUGGGAAGCGGUCAGUUCGCGGUGGUCAGACGAUGCCGGCACAGGAAGACAUGCGUGGAGUACGCCGCCAAGUUCAUCAAGAAGCGGCGCAGCAAGUCGAGUCGACGGGGGGUGACGAGGGAAGACAUCGAGCGUGAGGUCAGCAUCCUGAAGGAGAUCCAGCACCCCAACAUCAUCACGCUGAACGAAGUCUUUGAGAACAAGGCCGAGGUCAUCCUGAUCCUGGAGCUUGUGGCCGGCGGUGAGCUCUUCGACUUUCUGGCAGAGAAGGAGUCGCUGAGCGAGGAGGAAGCCACUCAGUUCCUAAAGCAGAUCCUGGACGGAGUCUUCUACCUGCACUCCAAACAAAUCGCUCACUUUGACCUUAAGCCGGAGAACAUCAUGCUGCUGAGCCGCUCAGUGCCUCACCCACGAAUCAAGAUCAUUGACUUCGGCCUGGCCCACAAGAUUGAUUUUGGCAACGAUUUUAAAAACAUUUUUGGAACUCCAGAAUUUGUAGCCCCUGAAGUAGUCAACUAUGAACCUUUGGGCUUGGAGGCAGACAUGUGGAGUGUUGGUGUGAUAACAUACAUCCUUCUGAGCGGUGCGUCUCCCUUCCUGGGCGACAACAAGCAGGAGACGCUGGCCAACGUGUCUGCCGUGGACUACACGUUUGACGAGGACUUCUUCAACAACACCAGCAUCCUGGCCAAAGACUUCAUAGCAAGGCUGCUUGUCAAAGACCCAAAAAAGAGAAUGACGAUUCAGGACAGUCUUCAGCACCCCUGGAUCAAGCCAAAAGACACUCAACAAGCACUGAGCAGGAAGGAGUCGGCUGUCAACAUGGAAAAAUUCAAGAAGUUUGCAGCUCGGAGAAAAUGGAAACAAUCCGUCCGACUUAUCUCCUUAUGCAACCGCCUGUCCCGCUCCUUCCUGUCCAGAAGCAACAUAAGUGUGGCGCGGAGUGACGACACAUUGGAUGAGGAAGACUCCUUUGUGAUGAAGGCCAUCAUCCACGCCAUAAACGAUGACAACGUUCCCGGCCUGCAGCAUCUGCUCGGCUCCCUGAACAGUUACGACGUAAACCAGCCCAACAAGCACGGGACUCCCCCUCUCCUGAUUGCAGCAGGCUGUGGAAACAUUCAGAUCAUCGAGGUGCUGAUGAGAAAAGGUGCAGAGAUCCAGGCUCAUGACAAGAGUGGAGCCAACGCUAUCUACUACUCAGCAAGACAUGGCCACGUCGAGACCCUGAAAUUCCUCCAUGAAAAGAAAUGUCCUCUGGAUGUCCAAGAUAAGUCUGGGGAGACUGCUCUUCAUGUGGCGGCUCGCUACGGCAACGUGGAUGUGGUGAGCUACCUCUGCAGCAUCCGGGCCAACCCAGACCUGUCCGACAGAGAGCAGGAGACCCCGCUCCACUGUGCUGCCUGGCACGGAUACUCCACCGUAGCCCGAGCGCUCUGCCAGGCUGGCUGCCACGCGGACGCAAAGAACCGUGAGGGGGAGAGUCCACUGCUUACUGCGUCUGCUCGGGGCUUCGUUGACAUUGUGGAGUGCCUGGUGGAGCAUGGGGCCAAUCUGGAAGCAACUGACAAGGACGGCCACACAGCCCUCCACCUGGCCGUACGAAGAUGUCAGGUUGAAGUGGUUCGCUGCCUUCUCAGACACCACUGCCACCUGGACCAACAGGAUCGCCAUGGCAACACGCCACUGCACAUCGCUUGUAAGGACGGCAACUUGCCCAUCGUCAUGGCAAUCUGCAGCGCUAAAGCAAACCUCGACCUCCCCAACAAGUACGGCCGGACUCCGCUCCACCUGGCGGCUAACAAUGGCAGCCUCGAAGUCGUCCGUCAUCUCUGCCUGGCCGGUGCAAACAUUGACGCUGUCACCAACGAUGGAAAGACAGCAGAGGAUUUGGCUUCUACUGAUCAACACGAACAUAUAGUUGGAUUGUUGUGCAAGCUCAAAAAGGACAACCACAAGCUGAACUACAUCCAGCAGCUGCGCCCCACCCAGACCGUCCAGCCCAGGAUCAAGCUGAAGCUUUUCGGAAACUCCGCCUCAGGGAAGAGCACCCUGCUGGAGUCUCUGAAAUGCGGCAUCCUGCGCAGCUUCUUCAGGAGGAGGAGGACGACACGCAUGACGAACACGGCCCGCCACCCGAACUCCCCCAUCAACUCCAAACCUGCUGUGUCUGUGAGCAUUUCCAACCUGUAUCCCGGCUGUGAGAACGUGAGCGUGAGGAGUCGCAGCAUGAUGUUUGAGCCCAGUCUGACCAAAGGCGUCCUGGAAGUCUUCUCUCCCGUCCACAACGCUCUGUCCGCAGCUGACGAACAGGCCACGAAGGCCGUCGACAUCCAGCAUGCCAGCAUCCACGGAGUUGGAGAUUUCAGCGUGUGGGAGUUUUCGGGGAAUCCAGUUUAUUACUGCUCCUAUGAUUAUUUUGCUGCCAACGACGUGACGGCGAUCCACGUGGUCCUGUUCAGCCUGGAGGAGCCGUACGAGACCCAGCUGGGCCACAUCACCUACUGGCUCAACCUGCUGAAGGCCCUCACGCUGCCACAGGACAACAUCGCUUUCGGGGGUCGAAUCCAGCAGCCUCUUAUCGUCGUCCUGGUAGCGACACACGCUGACCUCGCCGACGUGCCCCGAGCUUUCUCUGGAGAAUUCUGCUACGACAAGGAGAGAGCGCUGCUUAAGGAAGUCAGGAACAGGUUCGGAAAUGACCUGCAGGUCAGCGACAAACUGUUUGUUAUGGACGCUGGAGCUUCAAACUCCAGAGACAUGAAGCUGCUGAGGAUUCAUCUUCAAGAACUUCGCACCAACAUCAUCUCUAGGUGUAGUCCGAUGACACUGCUGUCAGAGCGUUUGCUAACCACCCUGCCGGCCUGGAGGAAGCUGAGCGGACCCAACCAGCUGACGUCAUGGCAACAGUUUGUCAGUGACGUUCAGGAGCACAUCAAUCCACUGGUCAGCCAGGAUCACCUCCGCACGCUGGCCCAGCAGCUUCACAGCAUGGGGGAGAUCAACAUCAUGCAGAGCGAGACCGUGCAGGAUGUGGUUCUGCUGGAGCCUCGCUGGCUCUGCAGCAACGUCCUCGGCAAGCUGCUGUCCGUGGAGACGCCCAAGGCCAUCCACCACUACAGGGGGCGCUACAGGCUGGAGGAGGUGCAAGCACUGGCACCCGAAAGUGACGUGGAUGAGCUGCUGCAGAUUCUGGAUGCCAUGGACGUCUGCGCCCGUGACGCCACCAACCCCUCCAUGGUCGACGUCCCCGCCCUCAUCAAGACUAACGGCCUCCACCGCUCCUGGACCGAAGAGGAAGAGGAAGAAUCGCUGAUCUACGGAGGGGUCCGACUCGUCCCUGCAGAGCACCUUACCCCCUUCCCCUGUGGCUUGUUCCACAAGCUGCAGGUGAACCUGUGUCGCUGGAGUCACCAGCAGAAGCCCGAGGAGGAAGGUGGAGAGGACAUCGACGGAGAUAUCCACCUGUGGACCAACGGAGCCAAGGUGAGCCAGGCGGCGGUCGAGGCCAUGAUCCUGCUGGUGAACCACGGCCAAGGGGUGGAGAUUCAGGUGCGUGGUCACGAGUCAGAGCGGGCCAAGUGCUACACUCUCUUGGACACCAUCUGUAGUAUAACGGAGAACCUGCUGGCCUCCACACUCCCCGGACUGCUCACAGCCAAAUACUACCUGAGUCCUCAGCAGCUGCGGGAACAUCACGCCCCCAUCAUGAUCUACCAACCCAAAGAUUUCUUACGGGCCCAAGUCCAGCGGGAAACCUCGCUCACCAACACCAUGGGCGGCUACCGGGAGAGCUUCAGCAGCAUCCUGGUGUUCGGUUGCGCUGAGGUUUACCAGCAGGGGAGUCUGGGGACGGACAUCCACAUAUCAGACGUCCCCCUGCUGGCUCGUAGGAAGCUCUGCCGCAUGCUGGACCCUCCGGACGCUCUGGGGAAAGACUGGUGCCUGCUGGCCAUGAAUCUCGGACUCACAGACUUAGUGGCCAAAUACAGCAACGGGACUCCCAACGGCACCCCUGAGCUGGACUCAGGCCCGGACUCCCAGCAGGCCACGCAGCAGCCCAGCCCGACAGCGGCGCUGCUGCAGGAGUGGAGCGGGCGACCCGACAGCACGGUGGGCGUCCUGAUGGCCAAGCUGAGGGAGCUCGGCCGCCGAGACGCUGCGGACUUCCUGCUCAAAGCUUCUCCUGUUUUCAGAGUCAACAUGGAGGCGGUGGUGGGGGCUGCCAACAGCUAUCCGCCCACCUGCAACGGAGGCACGUCGUACAACUCCAUCAGCUCCGUCAUUUCCCGUUGAACUAAACCG
This is a messenger RNA of Scomber japonicus (chub mackerel), 4413 nucleotides long. RefSeq names its product death-associated protein kinase 1 (gene dapk1). Bases 55 to 4404 code for a protein of 1449 amino acids. The transcript has 25 exons. Gene Ontology annotation, molecular function: ATP binding; protein binding; protein serine/threonine kinase activity. Gene Ontology annotation, biological process: intracellular signal transduction; positive regulation of apoptotic process; protein phosphorylation. Gene Ontology annotation, cellular component: nucleus; cytoplasm. The record is from RefSeq and is a predicted model, not a curated record. NCBI's taxonomy places the organism in Eukaryota, Metazoa, Chordata, Actinopteri, Scombriformes, Scombridae.